Molecule: messenger RNA, 16256 nt
Organism: Trichoplusia ni (cabbage looper)
Lineage: Eukaryota; Metazoa; Arthropoda; Insecta; Lepidoptera; Noctuidae
Gene: RyR
Product: ryanodine receptor
Biological process (GO): intracellular calcium ion homeostasis; calcium ion transmembrane transport
Cellular component (GO): calcium channel complex; sarcolemma; Z disc
Molecular function (GO): protein binding; ryanodine-sensitive calcium-release channel activity
Source: RefSeq, a predicted model, not a curated record
GAACUACUUCGUUAUAAAUUGUAUAACUGUUCAACGGGAGGUCGUGUAAUAUUGGUCAGUAUAUAGCCCAGCGAAAAUAUAAAUAGCGCGGCACCGGCACGCAUGCGCGCUCCCGAUCUGUUCUAAAUUCAAAUAGUCCGGCGCUCGCGCAGCCCGGACGUUUGAAAAUCGGAUUUUAAAUCCAAAUUUCGAAAUUCCGAUUCUGACUGGAAAGGCCACGUGAUUGGUACAUAUUUUAUAAGGAACGUGUGAAUUGAAUUUAGAAUCGUUAGUGUUGUGAACUGUGAAAAAUGUGUGAACAGUGCGUGCAGCGUUGAUUCCACUAAAAAGGAUUUUUUUGUGCGUUUUAAACGCAUGGUGAUGCAUUUCGAGUGUUAUGGCAACGUUGCAGUAACGCACUGACAGUCGACUGAGAUAACAAGAUGGCGGAAGCUGAGGGAGGAGCGAGCGAGCAAGAUGAUGUUUCAUUCUUGCGUACGGAAGACAUGGUGUGCCUGUCGUGCACGGCGACAGGGGAGCGCGUGUGUCUGGCGGCGGAGGGAUUCGGUAACCGGCACUGCUUCCUGGAGAACAUCGCCGAUAAGAACAUCCCGCCUGACCUAUCGCAGUGCGUGUUUGUCAUUGAACAGGCGUUGUCCGUGAGAGCCUUGCAAGAAUUAGUGACGGCAGCUGGUUCGGAGACUGGUAAAGAGAAUUUAGGUAAAGGCACCGGUUCUGGUCAUCGUACUCUAUUGUACGGCAAUGCCAUCCUACUACGACAUCUCAACAGUGAUAUGUACCUGGCCUGCCUGUCGACCUCUUCAUCUCAGGACAAGCUGGCGUUCGACGUGGGUCUGCAGGAACACUCGCAGGGCGAGGCCUGCUGGUGGACCCUGCACCCUGCCAGCAAACAGAGAUCCGAAGGUGAAAAGGUGCGAGUCGGUGAUGACUUGAUUCUGGUCUCCGUGGCUACUGAAAGAUACUUGCACACAACCAAAGAGAACGAGGUUUCCAUAGUAAACGCAUCGUUCCACGUGACUCAUUGGUCGGUGCAGCCGUAUGGUACCGGCAUCUCUCGUAUGAAGUACGUCGGAUAUGUGUUCGGGGGCGACGUGCUUCGGUUCUUCCACGGAGGCGAUGAGUGUUUGACUAUACCCAGUACUUGGACGAAGGAUGGGGGGCAGAAUAUCGUGGUUUACGAAGGCGGAUCAGUAAUGUCUCAAGCCCGUUCGCUCUGGCGUCUGGAACUGGCGCGCACCAAGUGGGCGGGAGGCUUCAUCAACUGGUACCAUCCUAUGAGGAUCCGACACAUCACCACUGGAAGAUACCUCGGUGUCAACGACCAAAAUGAACUGUAUUUAGUUAGCAGGGAAGAAGCUACCACGGCAUCCUGCGCCUUCUGCCUGCGUCAAGAGAAGGAUGAUCAGAAGCAGGUGCUGGAAGACAAGGAUCUGGAAGUCAUCGGAGCGCCCAUCAUCAAGUAUGGUGACUCCACUGUGAUCGUGCAGCACUCGGAGACUGGGCUGUGGUUGUCUUAUAAGUCAUACGAAACCAAGAAGAAAGGCGUGGGUAAAGUAGAAGAGAAGCAAGCUAUCCUCCACGAAGAAGGCAAGAUGGACGACGGUCUGGACUUCUCCCGGUCGCAGGAGGAAGAGUCUAGGACCGCUAGGGUCAUCAGGAAGUGUUCGUCGCUGUUCACCAAGUUCAUCAACGGCCUGGAGACUCUACAAGAGAACCGUCGCCACUCCAUGUUCUUCGCUUCCGUCAACCUCGGCGAGAUGGUCAUGUGUCUCGAGGAUCUCAUCAACUACUUCGCACAACCUGAUGAAGAUAUGGAACACGAAGAGAAACAGAACAAGUUCCGCGCUCUCCGCAACCGUCAAGACCUGUUCCAAGAGGAGGGCAUCCUCAACCUGAUCCUGGAAGCCAUCGAUAAGAUCAACGUCAUCACGUCCCAGGGAUUCCUAGCCGGCUUCCUCGCUGGAGACGAGUCGGGGCAGAGCUGGGAGAUGAUCUCUGGUUAUUUGUAUCAGCUGCUUGCGGCCAUUAUAAAGGGCAACCACACGAACUGCGCGCAGUUCGCGAACUCCAACCGCCUGAACUGGUUGUUCUCUCGCCUCGGGUCACAGGCGUCGGGAGAGGGCACCGGUAUGCUGGACGUACUGCACUGUGUGCUCAUAGACUCACCUGAAGCGCUGAACAUGAUGAGGGACGAACACAUUAAAGUCAUCAUCUCACUGCUAGAGAAGCACGGUCGCGACCCUAAGGUCCUGGACGUGCUGUGUUCUCUCUGCGUCGGUAACGGAGUGGCUGUGAGGUCCUCACAGAACAACAUCUGUGACUAUUUGCUGCCUGGCAAGAAUUUACUACUGCAAACACAGCUGGUUGACCAUGUAUCCAGUGUCCGUCCAAACAUCUUCGUGGGCCGCGUCGAGGGCUCGGCAGUAUACCGCAAGUGGUACUUCGAAGUCACAAUGGACCACAUCGAGAAGACCACGCACAUGGUACCACAUCUCAGGAUCGGAUGGGCCAAUACUACUGGUUACGUGCCUUACCCCGGUGGUGGUGAGAAAUGGGGAGGUAACGGAGUGGGUGACGACUUAUCUUCUUACGGUUUCGACGGCGCCUUCCUCUGGUCCGGCGGCAGGAAGACGCCGGUCAACAGGACUCAUGCUGAAGAACCUUAUAUUAGGAAAGGUGAUGUAAUCGGCUGCGCGCUGGACCUGACAGUGCCUAUCAUCAACUUCAUGUUCAACGGCAUCCGAGUGACGGGCUCCUUCACCAACUUCAACCUGGAAGGCAUGUUCUUCCCCGUCAUCAGCUGUUCCAGCAAGCUCAGUUGCCGCUUCCUGCUGGGCGGCGAGCACGGGCGCCUGCGCUACGCGGCGCCCGCGGGCUACUCGCCGCUGGUGGAGAGCCUGCUGCCGCAGCAGGUGCUGAGCCUGGAGCCCUGCUUCUACUUCGGGAACCUCGCCAAGCGCGCGCUGGCCGGCCCGCCGCUCGUGCAGGACGAUACCGCCUUCGUGCCCACGCCUGUUGAUACUAUGCAGAUCACACUCCCGUCUUACGUAGAACAAAUCAGGGAUAAACUGGCUGAAAACAUCCACGAGAUGUGGGCCAUGAAUAAGAUUGAAGCUGGUUGGAUGUACGGUGAUCAGCGAGAAGACCUUCACAAGAUCCACCCGUGUCUAGUGCCCUUCGAGCGACUGCCGCCCGCCGAGAAGCGAUACGACAUACAACUUGCUGUGCAAACACUCAAGACCAUACUGGCGCUGGGCUACUACAUCAGCCUGGACAAGCCGCCGGCGCGCAUACGCAACGUUCGUCUGCCCAACGAACCGUUUAUGCAGUCGAACGGCUACAAGCCAGCACCCCUGGACCUGAGUGCUGUCACCCUGACACCCAAGAUGGACGAGCUGGUGGACCAGCUGGCUGAGAACACGCACAACCUGUGGGCGCGCGAGCGGAUACAACAGGGCUGGACCUAUGGACUCAACGAGGACCCCGACAUGCACCGGUCGCCGCACUUGGUCCCCUACCCGAAAGUUGACGACGCCAUCAAGAAGGCCAACAGGGACACUGCUUCAGAGACCGUCAGGACCCUACUGGUGUACGGAUACAAUUUGGACCCACCUACUGGGGAACAGCACGAGGCGUUACUAGCAGAAGCGUCUAAACAGAAGCAGGCAGACUUCAGAACUUACCGUGCGGAGAAGAACUACGCCGUCAGCUCUGGCAAGUGGUACUUCGAGUUUGAGAUACUCACCGCUGGGCCUAUGAGGGUCGGUUGGGCCCACGCCGAUAUGGCUCCAGGCAUGAUGCUCGGUCAAGAUGAGAACUCUUGGGCAUUCGACGGAUACAAUGAGGAAAAAGUGUACAGCGGUAGCACAGAGUCUUUCGGCAAGCAAUGGGCUGUCGGUGACGUAGUGGGGGUGUUCCUAGAUCUCAUUGAUAAGACGAUAAGUUUCUCAUUGAACGGAGAGUUGUUGAUGGAUGCUCUCGGCGGAGAGACGACCUUCGCUGAUGUACAAGGAGACAACUUCGUACCGGCUUGCACUUUGGGAGUCGGGCAGAAAGCGAGGUUAACAUAUGGCCAGGACGUGAACACAUUGAAGUAUUUCACAACAUGUGGUCUACAAGAGGGUUACGAACCGUUCUGCGUUAACAUGAAGAGAGAUGUCACCCACUGGUACACAAAAGACCAGCCUAUCUUCGAGAACACAGACGAGAUGAUUGACACCAGAAUCGACGUCACCAGAAUACCAGCUGGAUCAGACACCCCACCAUGUUUGAAGAUUUCUCACAACACAUUUGAGACCAUGGAGAAGGCUAACUGGGAGUUCCUCAGACUGUCACUGCCCGUCAUCUGCCACUCUGAGUUUAUCGAUGAGGCAGAAAAGGCACGUCGUUGGAUCGAGAUCAAAGACCGCCAACAGAUCCUUAUGAAGGAAGCUGUCGAGGCUCAGAUGCCGGCCCACAUCGACCAGAUCAUGAGGAGCGGGUUCACCAUGAAUGAUAUCAAAGGUUUGCACUACGAGAACGGACAAGAAGAGGUCCCAACUUCGAAGGUCAAGCGACAGCCGUCCAGACCCCCGCGCAAGGGCUCCAUACCCAGAGGUCAAAUUAACGGCAUGCACCGGUCUACCAGUGAGGCUGAAAUGGCCAAGUAUGAUCUUGGAGCUCAGAGCUUGACGCCCGAUGAUAAGAAGGACAAGCGUGGACGGUCGCCUUUCAAGUUCUUCAGAAGCAAACGCGGCGAAAGCAGCGACCGCGCUAAAUCCCGCAAAUCCAAGACCCCAGACCCCUUCAGCGAUACCGAAGUAUCGCCCGAACGGGGACCAAGGAGGCCAAACCCCCAAAUCAAAGUGUCACAGCCCAAUCAAAGAUAUAACGGCAUGAACGCGCGGCCUAGCAGAUCCAACUUGUAUGGAAGCCAAGUUGGACUGAACUCGAACCUGCAGAUGGCGACACCGACGCAGGAGCGGAAACAAAUGACGACCAGUACGUUGGCGGCCUCUGCUACGGAAACAGUCGGCAAUGAGAUCUUCGACUCGGAGUGCCUCAGACUCAUCAAUGAGUACUUCUAUGGCGUCAGAAUAUUCCCCGGUCAAGACCCUACCCAUGUGUACAUCGGCUGGGUGACGACGCAGUACCACCUCCACUCCAAGGACUUCAACCAGAGCAAGGUCACCAAGUCAUCAGUCAUCAUCACCGAUGAUUACGACAGGGUUAUUGAGAAUGUUAACCGCCAAUCUUGCUACAUGGUCCGCGCCGAUGAGCUAUACAACGAGGUGAUGGCUGAAGCGACUGCGAAGGGUGCCUCUCAAGGCAUGUUCAUAGGAUGCUCAGUAGACACGUCUACUGGAGCCGUGGCCUUCACUUGUGAGGGAAAGGAGACCAGUAUUAAGUUCAAGAUGGAGCCGGAAACCAAGCUGUUCCCUGCCAUCUUCGUAGAGGCGACUUCCAAAGAGAUUCUUCAGAUAGAGCUGGGCAGGUCGGCUACCAGCCUGCCGCUGUCAGCUGCAGUACUACCCACCAGUGACAAACACGUCAUCCCACAGUUCCCGCCUAGGCUCAAAGUGCAGUGCCUGAAGCCACACCAGUGGGCUAGAGUACCAAACCAGUCUCUUCAAGUGCACGCUCUGAAGCUAUCUGACAUCCGCGGUUGGUCCAUGCUCUGUGAAGACGCUGUCUCCAUGCUGGCCUUGCAUAUACCUGAGGAAGACCGUUGCAUAGAUAUCUUGGAGCUGAUAGAGAUGGACAAACUCCUUAGUUUCCACUCGCACACACUCACUCUGUAUGCUGCGUUGUGUUACCAGAGCAAUUAUAGGGCCGCCCACGCACUUUGCCAGCAUGUAGAUCAGAAGCAGCUACUCUACGCGAUCCAAUCGCAGUACAUGUCGGGUCCACUUCGACAAGGGUUCUACGAUCUGCUCAUAGCGCUUCAUCUGGAGUCACAUGCCACUACUAUGGAGGCCUGUAAGAACGAGUUCGUAAUUCCACUAGGACCUGAACUGAAGUCGUUGUAUGAGGAUCCGGAUAUGGGCCACAGUCUGCGCUCACUGCAGACCGAGUCUGUUCGCCCGCAGAUGAAGAUGACUGAUAUCGCUGAGAGUAUAACAGAGAUCAGCAACCUGUACUCUCCGUUCUUCCCCUUGGAGGUGGUCCGCGAGUUCGUGAUGCAGGCCCUGGCCGAGGCUGUGGAGACCAACCAGGUUCACAACAGGGACCCUGUGGGAGGCAGCAACGAGAACCUCUUCCUGCCCCUCAUCAAGCUGGUUGACCGUCUUCUCCUGGUUGGAAUGAUGCGUGAUGAAGAUGUUGAGAAGCUGCUCAUCAUGACCAACCCUGAGACUUGGGACCCUUCCUUUGACAAAGAGGGCAAAGACGAGCACAGGAAAGGCCUCCUACACAUGAAGAUGGCUGAAGGCGCGAAGCUACAGAUGUGCUACUUGCUACAACAUCUCAAUGAUAUACAGCUGAGGCACAGGGUCGAAGCUAUCAUCGCCUUCGCACAUGACUUUGUUGGCGACCUACAGACUGAUCAACUGAGACGUUACACCGAGAUCAAACAGUCGGACUUGCCGAGCGCGGUGGCUGCUAAGAAGACGAGAGAGUUCCGUUGUCCGCCUCGAGAACAGAUGAACGCCAUACUUAGUUUCAAACACUUGGAGGAGGAAGACAAGGAGAAUUGUCCUUGCGGUGAGGAGCUGAUCGCGCGCAUGAACGAGUUCCACGAGAGCCUCAUGGCGCAUGUGUCGCUCAAUGCUCUACAGGAACCUGAUUCUUCGGAAUCAACUGAACCAGAAAAGAAACCAGGCGCGUUUGGAAAGCUCUACAACAUAAUAAACACUGUAAAGGAGCUGGAAGAAGAAGCCAAGGCUAUUGAAGAACCGCCAAAGAAAACUCCGGAAGAGAAAUUCCGUAAAGUUUUAAUUCAGACCAUUGUUAGUUGGGCUGAGGAGUCACAAAUAGAAACACCUAAACUGGUCAGGGAAAUGUUCAGCCUCCUCGUCCGUCAAUACGACGCAGUAGGCGAGUUGAUCCGCGCGCUAGAAAAGACGUAUGUCAUCAAUGCGAAGACCAAACUGGAUGUCGCGGAGAUGUGGGUCGGGCUGAGCCAGAUCCGGGCGCUGCUGCCGGUGCAGAUGAGUCAGGAGGAGGAGGAGCUCAUGAGGAAGAGGCUCUGGAAACUCGUUAACAACCAUACUUUCUUCCAACACCCAGAUUUGAUCAGAGUGCUCCGUGUCCACGAGAACGUGAUGGCGGUGAUGAUGAACACUUUGGGCAGACGUGCGCAGGCGCAGUCCGAUGCGCAGCCCGCCUCGCCGCCAGCUGUUGAAGAUACCAAGGAAAAGGACACAUCCCACGAAAUGGUGGUCGCUUGCUGCCGCUUCCUGUGCUACUUCUGCCGCACUGGGCGACAGAACCAGAAGGCCAUGUUCGACCACUUCGACUUCCUUCUCGAGAACUCCAACAUCCUGCUGUCCAGACCCUCGCUGAGAGGAUCCACGCCACUCGACGUGGCUUACUCCAGUUUGAUGGAGAAUACUGAACUAGCUUUAGCUUUGAGAGAGCAUUACCUAGAGAAGAUAGCAGUAUACCUGUCCCGCUGUGGGCUGCAGAGCAACUCGGAGCUGGUUGAGAAGGGUUACCCCGAUCUGGGAUGGGACCCCGUAGAGGGCGAGCGGUACCUUGACUUCCUGCGGUUCUGUGUUUGGGUCAACGGUGAAAGCGUAGAGGAAAACGCUAACUUGGUCAUCCGUCUCUUGAUCCGUCGUCCUGAAUGUCUCGGCCCGGCCCUGAGGGGUGAAGGCGAGGGUCUGCUGAAGGCCAUAGUGGAUGCCAACAAGAUGAGCGAGAGGAUCGCCGAUAGACGGAAACUUAGGGAGAUGGAACAAGAAGGAGACGUUAACUUCAGCCAUCCGCUACCGGAAUCGGACGAGGAUGAAGACUAUAUAGACACAGGCGCCGCCAUACUUAACUUCUACUGUACGCUGGUAGACUUGCUUGGAAGGUGCGCGCCUGAUGCUGGAGUUAUAGCUCUGGGCAAGAACGAAUCUCUCCGAGCGCGCGCCAUCCUCCGAUCUCUAGUUCCCCUUGAAGACCUGCAGGGGGUGCUGUCUCUACGGUUCACCCUCAACAACCCCGCCGCAGGGGAAGAGAGGCCUAAAUCCGAUAUGCCAUCGGGUCUUAUCCCGGGACAUAAGCAGAGCGUCGGUCUCUUCUUAGAGCGAGUCUACGGUAUUGAGACUCAGGAGUUGUUCUAUAAGUUGCUAGAAGAAGCCUUCUUGCCAGACUUGAGGGCUGCUACUAUGCUCGACAGGAACGACGGCUGCGAGUCAGACAUGGCUCUGUCCAUGAACCGCUACAUCGGCAACUCGAUCCUGCCGCUACUGAUCAAACACGCCUACUUCUACAACGAGGCUGAGAACUACGCCAGUCUGUUGGAUGCUACGCUGCACACUGUGUAUAGAUUAUCAAAGAACCGCAUGCUGACCAAGGGUCAACGUGAGGCGGUGUCAGACUUCCUGGUGGCUCUGACGUCAGCCAUGCAGCCGUCCAUGUUGCUGAAGCUGCUGAGGAAACUCACUGUGGACGUGUCCAAACUGUCCGAGUAUACUACUGUCGCUUUGAGGCUUCUAACCCUUCACUACGAGCGCUGCGCGAAGUACUAUGGCAGUACGGGCGCGGGACAGGGCGUGUACGGAGCCUCCUCCGAUGAGGAGAAGAGGCUCACCAUGAUGCUGUUCAGCAACAUCUUCGACUCGCUCUCCAAGAUGGACUACGAGCCAGAGCUGUUUGGAAAGGCGCUGCCGUGUCUUAUUGCUAUUGGUUGUGCGCUGCCUCCUGACUAUUCCCUCUCCAAGAACUACGACGAUGAAUUCUACGGAAAGGAACAAACUACAGGAGACCUCGACAACCCUCAAUACGACCCACAGCCCAUCAACACGUCAUCAGUAGCUCUGAACAACGACCUGAACACCAUCGUACAGAAGUUCUCCGAGCACUACCACGACGCCUGGGCAUCCAGGAAGAUCGAGAACGGCUGGGUGUACGGCGAGUCCUGGUCUGAUAGUCAGAAGUCACACCCUAGACUGAAGCCGUAUAACAUGCUUAAUGAUUAUGAGAAAGAGCGUUACAAAGAGCCAGUGCGAGAGUCCCUCAAGGCGUUGCUAGCUAUCGGCUGGUCGGUAGAACAUUCUGAAGUCGACAUCCCGAGCACGAACCGCAGCUCAAUGAGGAGGCAGUCCAAGUCUGGAGGCCGCCCUCCCGAUAUUAUGCAGACGGACUCAGCAACUCCAUUCAACUAUAACCCUCACCCAGUGGAUAUGACCAAUUUGACGCUGUCCAGAGAAAUGCAGAACAUGGCUGAGAGGCUCGCAGACAACGCCCACGAUAUCUGGGCGAAGAAAAAGAAGGAAGAACUGGUCACAAAUGGAGGCGGCAUCCACCCACAAUUAGUUCCCUACGACCUCCUAACAGACAAAGAAAAGAAGAAAGACCGAGAACGAUCCCAAGAGUUCCUCAAAUACCUCCAAUACCAAGGUUACAAGCUACAUAGGCCCAGCAAAGCUCCGCAGAGUGAUACGGAACAGACCACUACGGGCGUAGCAAUAGAGUUGAGAUUCGCUUACUCGCUGCUGGAGAAACUGAUUCAGUAUAUUGACAGGGCUACGAUUAAUAUGAAGCUCUUGAAGCCGUCGACUACGUUUAGUAGAAGGACCAGUUUUAAAACGAGUACUAGGGAUAUUAAGUUCUUUUCCAAGGUGGUGUUGCCCUUAAUGGAGAAAUAUUUCUCGACGCAUCGUAACUACUUCAUAGCGGUGGCGACUGCUACUAAUAAUGUUGGUGCAGCAAGCUUGAAGGAGAAGGAAAUGGUUGCCGCUCUGUUCUGUAAGCUGGCUAGCUUACUGAGAUCAAGACUCGCAGCCUUUGGUCCCGACGUCCGUAUAACAGUCCGCUGUCUCCAAGUCCUAGUGAAGGGUAUCGACGCCAAGUCCCUCGUGAAGAACUGCCCCGAGUUCAUCAGGACAUCCAUGUUGACCUUCUUCAAUAAUGUGGCUGAUGAUGUUGGGCACACCAUCAUGAAUCUCCAGGAUGGUAAAUACGCACAUCUCCGAGGGACCCACCUUAAAACAUCAACAUCUUUGGGCUACAUCAACGGCGUACUGUUACCCAUACUGACAGCUAAGUUCGACCACCUCGCCAACUGCGAAUACGGAGCUGAUCUACUGUUGGAUGAGAUCCAAGUGGCGUCAUACAAGAUGCUGGGAUCACUGUACGCGCUGGGUACGGACGCAUCGCUGACCCACGACAGAAAAUACUUGAAAACUGAAAUCGAGAGGCACAAGCCUGCUUUGGGUUCAUGCCUCGGUGCAUUCAGUUCGACAUUCCCGGUGGCGUUCUUGGAGCCUCAUCUCAACAAACACAACCAGUUCUCACUGCUCAACAGGAUCGCUGAUCACUCGUUGGAAGCCCAAGAUAUAAUGCAGAAAAUGGAACAAAGCAUGCCGACACUCGAGACGAUCCUAGGUGAGGUAGACCAGUUCGUUGAGUCAGACAAGACUUACAACGAGGCACCUCACAUCAUAGACGUGGUGCUGCCUUUACUCUGCUCGUACUUGCCCUUCUGGUGGGCGCAGGGACCUGAUAAUGUCACUCCUACUGGCGGAAACCACGUUACAAUGGUAACAGCAGAACACAUGAACCAGCUCCUCAAGAACGUGCUAAAACUCAUCAAGAAGAACAUUGGCAAUGAGAACGCGCCGUGGAUGACGCGCAUCGCGACCUACACGCAACAGAUCAUUAUUAACAGUUCUGAGGAACUCCUGAGGGACUCGUUCCUCCCUCUCGCUGAGAGGGUCCGGAAGAGGACUGAUAAUAUGUUCCAUAAAGAGGAGAGCUUGAGAGGGUUCAUUAAGUCAUCGACCGACGACACGUCACAAGUGGAGUCUCAGAUACAAGAAGACUGGCAGCUGCUUGUCCGAGAUAUCUACUCGUUCUACCCUCUCCUCAUCAAGUAUGUGGACCUGCAGAGGAAUCACUGGCUCAGGAAUAAUGUUCCAGAGGCUGAAGAGUUAUACAACCACGUGGCUGAGAUUUUCAACAUCUGGUCCAAGAGUCAGUACUUCCUGAAGGAAGAACAGAACUUUAUCUCAGCCAACGAGAUUGAUAACAUGGUGCUCAUCAUGCCGACAGCGACCAGAAGAGUGACGGCAGUCGUGGAUGGAACUCCACAGGCCGGCGGCAAGAAAAAGAAGAAACACCGUGACAAGAAGCGAGACAAGGACAAGGAGGUCCAGGCCUCUCUUAUGGUGGCCUGUCUUAAGAGGCUCCUACCAGUAGGACUGAACCUCUUCGCCGGCAGGGAACAAGAGUUAGUCCAACAUUGCAAGGAUAGGUUCCUGAAGAAAAUGUCUGAACAAGAUGUUGCGGAAUUUGCCAAAACACAACUGACCCUCCCGGAUAAAAUUGACCCCGCUGAUGAGAUGUCUUGGCAACACUAUUUGUAUAGCAAGCUUGGAUCGAAGAGCAAGACUAAUAUUACAGUGGAGACAGCAGAGAAUAAGGCGAAAAUAAUUGAUGAUACCGUGGAGCGGAUUGUGGCUAUGAGCAAAGUAUUGUUUGGAUUGCAUAUGAUCGACCACCCUCAACAAAUGAGUAAGAACGUCUACCGAUCGGUUGUGUCUAUACAACGAAAGCGCGCCGUCAUCGCCUGCUUCAGACAGACGUCACUUCACUCCCUACCGAGACAUCGUGCCUGCAACAUAUUCGCUCGCACUUACUACGAACUGUGGUUGGAAGAGGAGAACAUCGGACAAGAAGUCAUGAUAGAGGACUUAACGCAAUCAUUUGAAGACGCGGAACUUAAGAAGAGCGACGUAGUUGAGGAGGGCGAGAAGCCGGACCCUCUCACACAACUCGUCACCACAUUCUGCAGGGGCGCCAUGACUGAGCGAUCUGGGGCUUUGCAGGAGGAUCCCCUCUACAUGUCGUACGCGCACAUCAUAGCGAAGUCAUGUGGAGAAGAGGAAGAAGAAGGAGGCGGAGAAGAAGAGGAGGGUGGCGGUGAAGCAGAGGCUGAAGACGAGGGCGGAGCUAGUAUACACGAACAAGAAAUGGAGAAACAGAAGCUCCUGUUCCACCAAGCUCGUCUCGCAGACCGCGGAGUAGCCGAGAUGGUGUUACUGCACAUCUCAGCGUCCAAGGGCCUGCCCAGCGACAUGGUUAUGAAGACAUUGCAACUUGGUAUCUCUAUCCUACGCGGCGGUAACAUUGAUAUUCAGAUGGGUAUGCUGAACCACUUGAAAGACAAGAAGGACGUCGGAUUCUUCACGUCGAUAGCUGGUCUCAUGAACUCCUGCUCUGUGCUGGAUCUUGAUGCCUUCGAGAGGAACACCAAGGCUGAAGGUUUGGGAGUCGGUCUAGAGGGCGCUGCUGGUGAGAAGAACAUGCAUGAUGCAGAGUUCACGUGCGCUCUGUUCCGGUUCAUACAGCUGACUUGUGAAGGUCACAACUUAGACUGGCAGAACUACCUCCGUACCCAGGCGGGUAACACGACCACAGUGAACGUGGUCAUCUGCACUGUGGACUACCUGCUGCGGCUGCAGGAGUCCAUCAUGGACUUCUACUGGCAUUACUCCAGCAAGGAGCUGAUCGAUCCCGCCGGUAAAGCGAACUUCUUCAAGGCCAUUGGCGUCGCCUCGCAAGUGUUCAACACCCUCACUGAGGUCAUCCAGGGUCCUUGUACUCAGAACCAGCAGGCGUUGGCGCACUCCAGGUUAUGGGACGCUGUGGGCGGUUUCCUGUUCCUGUUCUCUCACAUGCAGGACAAGCUGUCCAAGCACUCGUCGCAGGUGGACCUGCUGAAGGAACUCCUCAAUCUGCAGAAGGACAUGAUCACCAUGAUGCUGUCCAUGUUGGAAGGAAACGUUGUUAAUGGUACAAUCGGUAAACAGAUGGUAGACACUCUAGUAGAGUCAGCCUCCAACGUGGAACUGAUCCUCAAAUACUUCGACAUGUUCCUGAAGCUGAAGGACCUGACUUCCAGCCCCAGUUUCCAGGAGAUCGACGGCAACAAUGACGGCUGGGUCCUGCCUAAAGACUUCAAGGAGAAGAUGGAACAGCAGAAGAGUUAUACGCCAGAGGAGAUAGAGUUCCUGUUGGCCUGCUGCGAGACCAACCACGACGGCAAGUUGGACUACGUGGGCUUCUGCGACCGGUUCCACGAGCCCGCAAAAGAGAUUGGGUUCAAUCUCGCUGUACUGCUCACCAACUUAUCGGAGCAUAUGCCCAAUGAACCCAGGCUAGCCCGUUUCCUGGAGACUGCUGGAUCCGUCCUGAACUACUUCGAGCCAUUCCUCGGCCGCAUCGAGAUCAUGGGCGGCUCCAAACGUAUCGAGCGAGUCUACUUCGAGAUCAAGGAGUCCAACAUCGAGCAGUGGGAGAAGCCGCAGAUUAAGGAAUCAAAACGCGCCUUCUUCUACAGCAUAGUAACAGAAGGCGGUGAUAAGGAGAAGUUGGAAGCCUUCGUCAACUUCUGUGAAGACGCGAUCUUUGAGAUGACGCAUGCGUCAGGCCUCAUGGCUGCGUCAGAAGAGUCUUCCGGUGGACCGAAGAACAGGGAGGCCAGUUACAUGUAUAUGGGUGAUGAUGAUGAUGAGAGAGCCGGCAAAGAUCCAUUCCGUCGUGGUCUCCAAUCAGUCAAAGACGGCAUAUCCACGGCAUUUUCGUCCUUAUCACCAUCCAACAUAAAGGCGAAAAUCGCGGACAUGCAACAAAUGCCUCCAGCGGAACUCGCUGUCGGCUUCUUUAAAAUGUUCUUCUAUUUAUUCUAUUACUUGGGCUACGGAGUUUUAGUAGUUGUUAGGUACAUAUUCGGCGUCCUCCUUGGCUUGAUGCGCGGGCCCCAGAUAGAAGAACCACCAGCGGAACCCACGGAGGAAGAGAAAAUCGGUUCGCGGCAUCUACCAGCAUUGCCGGCGGCUGACGAUACCGGUCAAAUGCAAGUCUCUGCUUUUGGUCUGGAUAUAACUAAAGAAGACAAUGGACAGAUACAGGUUAAACCGCACGAGUCACCGAGCACAUCAACGCCAUCUUCCGGCGAGGAGGCGGAGGUUUCCCCCGACGAGAACGCUGACCAUCCCGAGGAACAGAGGCCACCUUCACUAAUAGACCUUCUGGGAGGUGAACAAGCAAAGAAACAAGCGCAGGAAAGGAUGGAGGCGCAGGCCGCGCAACAGGCUGCCAUGUCCGCGAUCGAAGCUGAGAGCAAGAAGGCUGUGCAAGGCCCGGCGCCCUCAGCUCUAUCCCAGGUGGACCUCUCGCAGUACACGCGCCGCGCCGUCUCGUUCCUCGCGCGCAACUUCUAUAACCUGAAAUACGUCGCGCUCGUUCUGGCUUUCUGCAUCAACUUUGUUCUGCUGUUCUAUAAGGUUUCCACUUUGGAAGUUGAGGGUGGCGAGGGUUCUGGUUUGGGUGACAUCAUCGCUGGUUCCGGCUCUGGAUCUGGAUCGGGCAGCGGAGAUGGUGGUAGCGGUGAUUCUGGUGAAGAUGAUGAUGGUUUAGAAGUAGUACAUAUAGAUGAAGACUUCUUCUACAUGGAACAUGUGAUCAAGGUCGCUGCUGCACUACACUCCGUGGUAUCACUUGCCAUCCUCAUAGGAUACUACCAUCUCAAGGUCCCGCUAGCUAUCUUCAAACGCGAGAAGGAAAUCGCCCGUAAGCUGGAGUUCGACGGUCUGUACAUCGCUGAACAGCCGGAGGAUGACGACUUCAAGAGCCACUGGGAUAAACUUGUCAUAUCUGCCAAAUCGUUCCCCGUUAACUAUUGGGACAAGUUCGUGAAGAAGAAAGUCCGCGCCAAGUACUCGGAGACUUACGACUUCGAUUCCAUCUCCAACAUGUUGGGCAUGGAGAAGACCUCCUUCUCUGCUCAGGAAGAGGAAGGAAGCAAGGGACUUAUCCAUUACAUCAUAAACAUCGACUGGCGCUACCAGGUCUGGAAGGCGGGAGUCACGAUCACAGACAACUCGUUCCUCUACUCUCUCUGGUACUUCUGUUUCUCCGUCAUGGGCAACUUCAACAACUUCUUCUUUGCCGCCCAUCUGCUAGAUGUCGCUGUCGGCUUUAAGACGCUCAGGACUAUCUUGCAGUCAGUAACGCAUAAUGGAAAGCAGCUGGUAUUGACGGUGAUGCUGCUAACCAUCAUAGUAUACAUCUACACGGUCAUCGCGUUCAAUUUCUUCCGCAAGUUCUACGUCCAAGAGGAAGAUGAUGAGGUCAACAGGAACUGCCAUGACAUGCUGACGUGUUUCGUGUUCAACCUGUACAAGGGAGUGCGCGCUGGUGGUGGUAUUGGUGAUGAGUUGGAGCCUCCCGAUGGUGAUGACAGCGAGGUCUACAGGAUCAUAUUCGAUAUCUCCUUCUUCUUCUUUAUUAUUGUCAUCCUGCUCGCUAUCCUGCAGGGUUUGAUCAUCGACGCCUUCGGAGAGCUUCGUGAUCAGCUGGAGUCGGUGAAGGAGGACAUGGAGUCCAACUGCUUCAUAUGCGGCAUCAAUAAGGACUAUUUUGAUAAAGUGCCGCACGGGUUCGACACUCACGUACAACGAGAGCAUAAUCUAGCGAACUACAUGUUCUUCCUUAUGCAUCUCAUUAAUAAACCCGACACCGAGUAUACAGGUCAAGAAACAUAUGUCUGGAACAUGUAUACACAACGAUGCUGGGACUUCUUCCCCGUUGGAGACUGUUUCAGAAAGCAAUACGAAGACCUCAUGGGAGAAUAGAAGACAUUGGAGAAUAAUGGAGAAUGUUGGAGAAUAUUUAUGAAUAUUGGAGAAUGUAUCACUUUAGCUAUAUUCGCUUCACGUAGCAAUGUCAAAAUAUAUUGCUCAAAAGAAUUCGAAAAAUCAUCAAUUUAGUAAAGAUUCGUUAAAGAAAGCUUGUUUAUAAUUUUGUAAAUAUUAAUAUCGGUUUUAAAUUUAACGAUAUUGUCGUAUUUAUAUUUUAUUGUUUGUGUGUUUUUUCUUGAGUUUUAAAACUGCCGCUUUUCACUUGUUCAAGAAAUAAUGGUUGUGUGUAAAACGAGUCUUUACUAAACACGUUAGCGUCAAAGUUCAAAUUCUCGAAACUACUAAACAAUAAAAGAUAUAUUUCUAUUUCUUAAGUAAGUUUUAACUUAAGGUGGCCUUUCCAUGUAAACUUUUCUAUUUUAACUAUUUCGAUAUAGUUUAUGUAAGAUAAAUAAAAUUGUUAAAUAAAACUAUUUAAUUUAA